Molecule: messenger RNA, 2871 nt
Organism: Suillus fuscotomentosus
Lineage: Eukaryota; Fungi; Basidiomycota; Agaricomycetes; Boletales; Suillaceae
Exons: 11
Coding region: 1-2871 (956 amino acids)
Source: RefSeq, a predicted model, not a curated record
AUGGCUGUUCGUCGUCCAAAGCCCCGCCGUCGUGAACCGUCAACCUCCAAGGUGAUCUCCUGCACACAGGAAGAAUGCCCUUCAAUUCUGCCGCCCAUCACUAUUGUCUGUGAGCCUUGGGUGAACACGGCAUGGCGACGUCCUCGACAGACAAGAAAACUCAACCUAUAUCUCCCUGCCCCGCCUCCCUUCUCACAGAAAAGGGCCAACCAGUGGCGCAGAUGGUCAGAAGACGUCAUUCCGUCCCUACUUGUACCAUAUCUAUCCUAUAUCCAACAAACUUCGGUGUUACGUUAUACCAAUGCACCAGGAGAAGCUCAGCAAGAUCUUGCAGUUUGCCAAGCUGGGUGUAGGACUCGGAGUAUCACAGUUGCAUGUGUGCACUUCGACGCAUUGAAAGAAAUUAACAUCAUCACAUGCCCGUGUUUCCCUGUACCCCUCCAACUCCUUCGUCGCGGUCUGUUUCUGUGCGCUCCUCUCGUUCCCUUACUCGCGGUCGACUUGCGUGUUUUAGAGUUUGUCCGUCUUCUCUUCGUACGCCAGGCUCCCAACCAAACCGCGUGGUGCGAUGCGGUGGAAACCUUUCUAGAUGGAAUGGGGUACAAGUUGUCAUGCAAGAAUAACUUGCGUCGUCGUUUCGGCAAUACUUUCCACUGGUACCGAGUGCUGAGCAUCUUGGCUCGCAAUCACAUUUCUAGUAUCAUCGCCGAUGUUUGGAGGGGUCAGGCACGUAUCCCACUCAUCGAUCAGCCAUCUGAAUACCUUCGUUCUCGUUGCCUGCUUUGUUUCGGAGGCAAUACUUGCCAUGAAGCAGAUGCUCGUUCUAUCCCAGACAUUAUUGUUUGCAUAGAUGCCUGCUUUACUCAAAAGUGUUCGACUAAUCCUCGCAGUGCUAGCAGUAUCGACCCUCCUAAUCCGACUCCAACGUUCUUUCUGUCGAACGAUGAUGUCAAAGCGAUGGAGGAUUUUGUAAACAGUUGUCGCGGAGAAAGAUGUCGAACGCGAGCCUCGAGAGCGCAAGAGGAGGAGGAUCGCUAUGAAGAAGGGAUGCGUGUGCCAGUGUCUGUGUUGAAUGGAUGCGGAGAAUCCUUCGUUGCUGCAGACGAAAAGCGUGAAAAGGCAAGUACUCGUUUUUUUACCGACACAGGCCUGAUGGCCCUUCUAUGCAGACAUGACCGUGUCCUCUGGCUUGCCAACCUCACAUCAGCAGGGGAAAAGCAACACUACGCGCUCGCUCUCCUGGACCAGUUGUUCAAGCACAUACCCCCUCAGAUGACUGUAGGACUUCUCUAUGACAUCGGAUGUCAACUUGAACGAAGCUGCCGAAAAUGGAACCUUCUCGAUGACAAUACCCUAUCACGCUUAUCCUUCGCUGUUGCGGUAUUCCAUGCCUAUGGCCAUCAAUGGCCCUGUCAGAUCAUCUACCAUCCGAGGAAGCGCGAGGGUUUUGGAUUGUCUGAUGGUGAGGGAUGCGAACGAUUGUGGAGUUCUCUCAAGCAACUCAUCCCAUCGUUACGCGUUUCUGGGUUCCACCAACGUCUCUUCGUCCUCGAUGUUCAAAUUCGCCACCUGGACACAAAAUCCAUCCAAGGCUACGGACAUUGGCUCCAUUGGCGAUGGCUGCAUUGCCAGAUUAAGAAGAAUGUGGCUCUGGACGGUUUACAGGACUUAGACGUCAACGAGGAUAUCCUUCGUGCUGAAUGGAAGGCGCAAAUUGCUCACCCGACGCGACCCAUCCCACGGCAAUCCAAGAACAAGGCGGCGGAGGUCAUUACCACUAUUCUUGCGCUGGAGAAGACCCUGGACGCUCACGAGACUUCUGUUCGUGAGCUAGAGAUGCAGCUUUAUGUAGGUGCCGUUGCUAACGUCGUGGAGUUCAAUCUGCAGCUCGCCGACGCUCGGUCACGACGUGCCAAAAUUGCAGAUACCCUUCGACGUCGUAAGGCUACCCUUGGACCGCAAGGACAGGCCGAUUUUAUGACGAUGAAGAACGACAUCUUCCUUACCAUCCGCUUGAAUGCUCGCACAGUAAAAACUCGUAUUAGGGACCGUCUCCGUCAACGCAAAUUUGAAUUGGAGAGGCUAGAAAGGUUGUAUCGAGCAACAGUAAAUGAACACAAGCUUCGCUUGAACACCCAGUAUUCAAUCAAACGGCGAGAACCUGCAAUUCUCAAACUGGUGUCAACUUACAACGGCUUAUGUACUCAGCUACAGUCCCUCAUACGUCAAUGGCGAGCUCCCCCAUCUGCUAUUCCCCCUCAUCUUAUUGCUCGUGACGGCAUCUUCUUACUCGACGUGGACGAUGAAAUCUGGCAAGAUAUUGGCCUCGAUGACGAAGGCAUGCACCCGCCGGCAUGGUUAUCGGAUGAGGCCACCAGGUCUGGUAUUCAUUUGCAGCUUGAAUUGGAUCGUUGCAUUGAGGAAGAGACUCGUUUGAGGCGAGAGCGGUCUGUGAUGCAGGAAUGGAUGUUAGCAGAGUGGGAGGCUGUCCAGACUGCGUUGAGAGAUCCUGCCAAUGAUCUCGUGAUGCCAUUCCACCUCAAGGCCCGCACAGAGGAACUUCUGUGCAUCUGUGUCAUCUGGAGGAACAAGGUUCGAGAGAUCCCUUGCGCCUGCCCAGUCGAGAGUUGGGCCGCUCGAGACCAGGAUGAUGAUGACGACGAGAGUGUCGGAGUGGUGGACGAGUGUGACAAGGACGGUGAUCCGGCAUAUUCUGAGGUUGGAGAUGAUGAACUUAUGGAUGCGAUUGAGGAGGUUGCAUUAGCUGAUGAGUACAGGUAUCAGGAUGAGGACCUUAUUGAUGACGUUGAGGAUAGUUUUAUGCCUUCGUCACCUACCAAAUCGACACCUAAAAAAAGGCGCUGCAUAUAA